Messenger RNA from Oppiella nova, 237 nucleotides. Lineage: Eukaryota; Metazoa; Arthropoda; Arachnida; Sarcoptiformes; Oppiidae. The record is from the annotation of a GenBank genome assembly.
AUGGAAAUAAUUAUUCAAGAGGAAGGUUAUCAUUACUUAAUCUUUGAUUUGGUGACCGGGGGUGAGCUCUUUGAGGACAUAGUCGCCCGCGAAUACUACUCAGAAGCCGAUGCAUCCCAUUGUAUUCAACAAAUACUUGAAUCUAGAUCUCAAACGAGUAAAGCGAAAGGCGCUGCCGUCAAAUUGGCUGACUUUGGGCUGGCCAUCGAAGUGCAGGGAGAGCAACAGGCCUGGUAU